CGCCGUCGUUUCAGUAGUCCCCAAAGCUUGAAUCGGAGUCGACUCAUCUCCGAAGUACCAGAAGCUGUGUGCAAAUUCACCGCGAAAGCAUAGUGGCGCAGAUAAACCCCGCUUCCAAAAUUCCCCGAUGGAGGAGGGCUUAGAGAAGAGAGAAUCAGAAGGUGAAGUGAUUAACAAGGUUGCCGAAGUGAUUUCGGCUAUAAAGAAUGCGAAGCACGUCGAUCAAGUCAUUUGCGCGCUUCAUUCCAUAGCCGCCCUUCUCUUCCCCCUCGACCCUUCUCUUCUCUCAGAUAGCGUUGACGAGAGUUACCGAGACCAGGUCUUCAACGUCGAAGUUCCUUCUGCAGAGAAACGUCAUGGUUGGUGGCGUGCGUUUUAUCGAGGAGCUGCUUUUCCUACACUGGCACGGUUUUUAUUGCUUGAUGUUGCAUCGAACUGGUUGGGUUGUUUUCCCUUUUCUGCGCAGAAACAUGUUUAUGAUGUUUUCUUCGUUCGUGGAUUGGUCACUGAGGUGCUGCAGAUUCUGGUUCCUUUUCUUCAGUUGAAUGCGAGUGAUGGUCUUGAUGUUAAUGCUGUUCUCUCUAAUUCCGAGAGAUUGCUUGGACUGUGCUUGCUUGACAAUAAUGGGGUGCUCCAGUUAGCAAGAGAGUUUGGUGGUCUUUCUAAAUCAAAAAGCGCUGCAUAUGAACGGAUCAAGAUGGAUGUAUCUAGGGUGGCACAGAUUGUUGCAUCUAUUCCUGACAAAGCAAGAAUGAAUUCCAGGACUUCAUUGUCAUCACAUGUGUUCUUCAAGCAGAUUGUUGUCCAACUACUCUCCCUGGCAGAAGAAAGAGAGAUGAUUUUGCUAGAGAAUGUAGACAUGGAUGAAAUGGACAAAAAUGGUGUACUGUUAUUUGUAGGGGAAAUGUUUUCUCGCAUUUGUCGUCGUGGCUCUGCUGAUCUUCUAUCUACUGAAUUAAUACAGGAAGUCCUAACGCUUGUCAACAGCUGCUUAUCAUCAAGCAAUGAUUCGGUUACUAAGGAAUUGCUCGAGUCAAAACCAGACACAGUAUUUUGGUUGAGAAUAAUGGAAUCCAUCAGUGAUACUUAUACCACAGAAAGAAUCUCUGAGCUGAUUUUGCAUAAGUUAGCUACACAACAUGCAAAUGAUGUUCAAGCAUAUUGGGUGCUGUGGUUGUUAUUCCAUCGAAUAUUUAAGCUUCAGGCUUCUGUCAGGUCUAUGUUUGUCGAUAAAUUCCUUCUAUGGAAAGUAUUCCCUUUUAGCUGCCUGAAAUGGAUCCUUCAAUUUUCUGUUCAUGAAUGCCCAGCUGGUACCUCAUUAUUGGGACAUGAUCGCCCUGGGAUUUUGGAUACCAUCCAACGUCUGGUUGCUGUAUGGUCUAAGAAAGAAUUUGUGCAAACAGUGCCUAUUGAGCAGCAAGCUUACAUAUCUGCUGCACUAGGCCUUUGUCUGGAGACAAUGUCUAAGGAGGAAUUGGAUGGGAUGAAGAAUGCCAUGCACUUGAUUCUUCAAGGAGUUAGCUGUAGGCUGGAGAGUCCUAAUUAUUUAGUUCGAAAAAUGGCUAGCUGUGUUGCUUUGGCAUUGUCUAAAAUUAUUGAUCCAAAGAAUCCUCUGUACCUUGAUGAUAGCUGCAGAGGGGAGACAAUUGAUUGGGAAUUUGGAUUCACUAUCCACAAGAAAGGAAAUCUGGAUGUCUCAAAUUGUGGAGUAAAAGGUGUUGAGGGGACAAAUUUAUCUACAGUUUUGGGUCCAGAGAGGGACUCCGACUCCCCUUCCAAUAAAGAUAAAAGUAUUUAUGUAAAGGGUAAAAAGAAGUUAUUGGACUUUAACGUGCUUGAUCCAGAUGAGAUUAUUGAUCCAGCAUCACUGCAUCUUGAAUCAGAUGAUAACGAAGAGGAUGAUGAUGACAAUGCUAGUGAGAAUUCAUAUUCCUCAAGUGAUUCAUCUUUACAGCCGUAUGAUUUGGAAGAUGAUGACUCAGAUUUGAAAAGAAAAUUUUCGCAGUUGGCUGAUGUAGUUGCAGCUCUUAGAAAAUCCGAUGAUGCUGAUGGGGUAGAAAGGGCUAUUGAUGUAGCUGAAAAGCUCAUAAGAGCAUCCCCGGAUGAACUAAAACACGCAGCUAGGGAUAUGACCAGAACUCUUGUUCAGGUUCGUUGCUCUGAUAUAGCUUUAGAAGGUGCUGAAGAAUCAACUGAAGAGAAAAGACAGAGAGCAUUAGUUGCCUUAGCAGUCAACUGUCCAUUUGAAUCACUUGAGACGCUAAACAAGCUUUUGUAUUCACCUAAUGUAGAUAUCAGUCAGAGGAUCAUGAUACUAGAUGUCAUGACAGAAGCAGCUCAGGAGCUUGCUGAAUCAAAAAUUAUGAAACCCAAACACAAGAUUAGUUCCCUUAUUUCAGUUGUUUCUGAUAGCCGACCUUGGUUCCUACCUGGCAGCCCUGGGACUCCUGGAGCUGGUUCCUGGAAAGAGAUCUCAGGUACUGGCACUUUUUUGAAUUGGUCAAAUAGCUAUGAGAGAGAACUUCCCCCAAAACCUAAUCAGGUCAAGAAAGGGAAAACACGCCGGUGGAGCAUACAAACUCCUGAACAACAAAACCAGAUGGAAUAUUCUCAUAAUAAGUUUCCCAUGUAUGCCGCCGCAUUCAUGCUUCCUGCCAUGGAGGGAUAUGAUAAAAAAAGGCAUGGUGUUGACUUGCUUGGCAGGGAUUUUAUUAUCUUGGGGAAACUCAUUCACAUGCUUGGGGUUUGUAUGAAAUCUGUAGCCAUGCAUCCAGAAGCUUCUGUGCUGGCUCCUUCCCUCCUGAAUAUGUUAAGAUCCAGAGAAGUAUGCCAUCAUAUGGAAGCAUAUGUGAGAAGAGCCGUCCUUUUUGCAGCUGCAUGUGUAUUGGUUGCCCUUCAUCCUACUUACAUUUCAUCUGCCAUACUUGAAGGAAAUUUUGAAAUAUCAACUGGCCUUGAAUGGAUUCGCACAUGGGCCCUUGAUGUAGCUGAGUCAGACACAGAUAAAGAAUGCUAUACGAUGGCUAUUACAUGUAUACAACUCCAUGCCGAGAUGGCUCUUCAAACUUCCCGAGCAUUGGAGUCAGCAAGAAGUUCACUCAAGGCAGGUCCUACUCUUCCUUCUGGUGCAUCCAAAGUGAUCAUUAAAAUUCCCUACUUAAGCGGGGAUUAGUGAUGCUACUGGCUAUUGUGAAUGGCUGCUAGCCCGGAAUAAUUCAAAACUGUGCUAAUUAUUUCUUCUAUUCCUUAUUAGUUUAAUUUUUUUAUCCAGUCCUUGUGUUUGUAUGAAUUUUGUAUAUCUUAGGAUUCUAGAUUGGUAUCACGCUAAUGUUCAGGUUCUACUUCAAAAGCAUUUGCAAUUUAAUAAUAUUUAUUCUUACGCCUUAGCCGUUUGA
Molecule: messenger RNA, 3395 nt
Organism: Cajanus cajan (pigeon pea)
Lineage: Eukaryota; Viridiplantae; Streptophyta; Magnoliopsida; Fabales; Fabaceae
Product: telomere length regulation TEL2 family protein
Biological process (GO): 'de novo' cotranslational protein folding
Cellular component (GO): cytosol
Molecular function (GO): telomeric repeat DNA binding; Hsp90 protein binding
Source: RefSeq, a predicted model, not a curated record